Molecule: messenger RNA, 1803 nt
Organism: Morus notabilis
Lineage: Eukaryota; Viridiplantae; Streptophyta; Magnoliopsida; Rosales; Moraceae
Product: cyclic dof factor 2
Exons: 2
Coding region: 52-1482 (476 amino acids)
Biological process (GO): regulation of DNA-templated transcription
Molecular function (GO): DNA binding; DNA-binding transcription factor activity
Source: RefSeq, a predicted model, not a curated record
AGUGGGUCAAAGUGGGUCUUUUGUCCAAACCAGAGAUAGAGAGGCAGCCAAAUGUCCCACCCUCACCUUAGAGAUCCGGCCAUUAAGCUCUUCGGCCGGAAUAUUCCCUUGCCGGCCUCCAAUAGUCCGCCGGAUUCCGGUUCCGACUCUCUUAUUCCGGUGGCUCCCCAAUUCACGGAUGAAUGUAGAGAUGAAACUAAAGAAGAAAUGGAGGAUAGUGUCGAAAAGUCUUGUGAGCAGGAUAUUUUAUCCGAAUUCGAUGGGAAACAGUUCAGUCACCAAAAUCCUGGCCAAGAGAAUGAGGCUGCUGUAGUAGAUCAUAACAGUGAAGAAGACCAAGGUGCUGAAACCGAUAAAACUAGAAAGGAGAAGGCCCUUAAAAAGCCAGACAAGGUUCUUCCUUGUCCUCGCUGCAACAGCAUGGAAACAAAGUUUUGCUAUUUCAAUAAUUACAAUGUUAAUCAGCCUAGGCACUUCUGCAAGAAUUGCCAUAGAUAUUGGACUGCCGGUGGCACAAUUAGAAAUGUUCCUGUCGGGGCUGGGCGACGUAGGAAUAAGCAUUCAUCUUCCCAGUAUCAUCAGGGAGCAACAAACUCUGAUGCAACAGCAGUCACCCAGGGAGGCACCAAUGGCGGUGACAGCCAGUCUCUGUCAUGCCUUCCUGCCUCUCCUAGAAUCGUCAGUGGGAACCAGGAAAUGGUAAAAUUAGUAUCAGAUACUCCUCUGUAUGAAUCUAUGGAAACUAAGCUUAACCUCAGAGACCAAAAGAGAACAAAUACUUGGUCUGCAGCUUAUGGAGAUGGUUGUGAGGAGCCGUCAUCAUCCAGCUGUUCCAUGGCAACCACUACUUCACAGGAUAAUGGAUAUCUGGGAAAAGAUGACAGCAGUGCUGUGCAUACGAAUCCAACACCGUGCUAUCCUGUAACUGUUCCUCACUGGGCAUACCCUUGGAACCCAGGUUGGAGCAUUAUGAUGGUUGGGGCUAAUAGCAGCAAUCCAGGUCCUUCCGUUAUGAGUUCUAUGCCUGCGAUGACAGCUCCUGGCUUCUGUGCACCGAACAUCCCUUUUCCGUUUGUCCCUGCCCCAUAUUGGGGCUGCGUACCAAGCUGGGAUUCCAGAAAAUGGAUUUCGCCAGUUUCACCUUCAUCUUCCACUAGCAACAGUGGUUGUUCGGGUAGUGGCUCGCCAACCUUGGGAAAACAUUCAAGAGAUACGAAUAUGCAGGCAGAAGAAAAGACAGAGCAGUGCCUUUGGGUACCCAAGACAUUGAGAAUUGAUGACCCAGAUGAGGCUGCAAAGAGUUCUAUAUGGUCUACCUUGGGUAUUGAGCCAGAUACGAAUCAGCCUGUUGGGAGAGGUGGUAUUUUCAAGGCUUUCAAACCCAAAUCAGAUGCUAAAUCAGAUGCAAAAGACGAUGAUCACGUUUUGCAGUCAAACCCAGCAGCUCUUUCUCGCUCUCGUUCUUUUCAGGAGAGCACAUAAGAGUUCCGGUCUGAAAUGGAGGUUACAUUUAUGUUGUUUGUCUGCCUGGUCUGGCGGUUUAGCUAUCGAAUGAAUGCACAGAAAUUCUCUUUUGCAGCUCCUACACGAUCUUACUGCAGUUUUGAAGGCGAUAUGAUAAAAACUAGUUGGAAGAACUAUCUGAUUUUUUUGCUAACUCGUAAAUAAAGGUAUGCAACAUUGCUGCUAAAGAGCGCGAGCUGUACUGUAAUUGUGUUUGAGAAUUUGAGUUGUUGAAGAACGGAAAAGUUUAUUCACUCUGGGAAAAAAAAAGGUUGAAGAAUGGAACAUAUUACACGGAAA